AUGUGCCAAACGUGGGAAUUCUCCUCCGGCUGGGCGCGUGCCUCAUCGAAAAUGUGCUCGCAGGAGCCUCAGAAGCCCGAGGGCACCAACAGCCGGGCGCAGCAGGAGUACGAGACUUUGGUGCAAGAGCACCAGCUGAAGCUGCAGCAGCAUGCGGAGCUGGAGGCGAGCGUGGAGGCCGCCCUGAAAAGCGGCAAGAGCGAGGCUGUGCUGCAAGCGGCCAGGGAAGUGCUGAUGGACGCCUUAGACAAAGAGCGGGGCCACACCGUCACAGACCACUCCAUUUUUGACGCCCACGGGCGACGCUUUGAGGAGGAGUACUUUGAGGACAUGGAUGCCCUGGGCAUUCUGAGACCCGACGUCGUGACGCGGAUUACCGAGUACAUGGAUGGCCGUGUCCAAAAGUUCAUCGAGAGACUGGAAGAGCUUGGAGUAGCAUACGCUUCCGCCGGAAGUGUCUACUUUGACAUCGCUUCCUUUGAGAAGCUGGGCUUCUCGGCAGGAGCCCCCCAAUUUCUUGGACAUCAUACGCCUGGAAAGUAUGGGGCUGACCCCUUCGUGGACCUUGAGGCUACCACUACAGGACCAGUGCAAUACGACGACUGCGAGCGCGUUUUUCAUGGAGAGUAUAGGAAGCUGGUGCCAGCGCUGCAUGCGACGGCCAAGGAGAUGGAGGAGGGCGAGGGGGCGCUGGCGGCCGAAGACGCGGAGAAGCGGAGCCCCAACGACUUCGCCCUUUGGAAGAAGUCCAAGCCAGGGGAGCCAGCCUGGGAGAGCAAGUGGGGUCCAGGCAGACCAGGUUGGCACAUCGAGUGCUCGGUCAUGGCCACUGACAUCAAUGGCGAGUACCUCGACAUCCACGCCGGAGGCGAGGAUCUCAAGUUCCCGCAUCACGAUAAUGAGAUGGCUCAGUCAGAGGCCUACCUCCAACGCUCCCAGUGGGUGAACUACUUCUGGCAUGCUGGGCAUUUGCACAUUGAAGGCCUCAAGAUGUCCAAGUCGCUGAAGAAUUUCAUCACGAUCCGGCAGGCGUUGCAAGUGCACUCCGCCCGACAGCUGCGGCUGAUGUUCCUCAUGCAGGCCUGGGAUAAGGGCAUGAACUACUCGGACCAGGCGAUCGACAUGGCAAAGGCGGAGGAGAGAAGAGCCGCAGCCCUGAAGGUCUUGGUAAAGGCGCCCUGUGGUGAACAUCCUGAGAAGAGGUACUUCACGACUCCAUGGCUGAAAGACUGGUUCGAGCCGCCCAAUGCGGAGUGCAACUGGUGGUGCCCAGACGCGCGGGAGCAGGAGCUGUUUACCCACCUGGUGUUCCUGAAUAAGGUGGGCAUUCCCUCGCUCCUGGCGGAGUCUACUCCCAAGGCAGUGAGGCCCUACCUUUACGUGUCCGUGCCCUUGGACCUGUCUGCCCUUCCGCAGGGUCACGAGUACCUCCGCGGGCAGGCGGAUAGCAAUGGCAUUCCGGACAUGCUGAAGUGCGACUUCCUGGAUCCCAUCAUUUGCGCAAUGGCCGAGAGCGUCUUCACCCUCGUGCAGCACGACGUGGACACUCACUUGGUUGCAGUGCUGGAUUCCAGCGGCUUCAGCAGAGAGAAGUCGACACUGCUACUCUCCUUCCGCAUCGUCUUCCUGGAGCUCUCCGUGCCGCUGCGCGCGGCGGUCAAUGUGCGCGGGCAGGUCCGGCAGCUGAUGGAGCAGCGCUGCCGGGAGUCCGCCCCCUGGCUCCGCCUCGAGAACUGGGCCACGGCGCUGCCAGAGGAGGUCUUCGAGCCGGAGAUGCGGCAUCCGCUGGCGUGGUGCGACUGGCCGGGCUUCCACUUCUUGGAGCGUCGCGUGCUGGAGCCCUUCGCGCUGCUCCACGUCCGCGUCUUUGAAAGCGCCACGGAGCUCGAGGCCUUGGAGCAGGCCGAGGUGAAGAUCGAAGACGCAGAUGCUUGGACUGGCCGCGCCUGGGCUCCGUGUGGCCCAGCAGCAGCCACUGCCGCCCAGAGCGCCAAGAGCCGAGACCUCUCCGGCGCUGAGCGGACGAGUUUUGAGAGCAGGUGCUUCAGCUUUGCCACCAAGCAGGACGACCACAUGGGAAUUCCGCGACGAAAGGGCGGCCGGAAGUCGGGCGGUGAGGAGAAGUUAGCUGCUUCAGUCGCCGCCUGCAAGGACGCCAUCCACAGUGCCAUCCUGGACAAUUUUGCCACGCCAAAGGUAGUGGAGGCGGUGUCCAAGUUGGUGCUGGAGGCCAAGGCCACGAUGGACUCCCUGGACGCCUGCCUUGCGCCCGUGGAGAAGGCCGCCGAGCUGGUGGAGUUCACCAUGUCCAUGCUGGGCGUGGAACACCUGCGGGUGUCCAAGGAGCCAAAGGAGCCCUGGACGAAGGCGGUGGACACAGUGGCGGCUUUGCGGCAAGAGGUCCGCGACCUGGCGAAGGACCUGGGCUACGGGGCAGGGUACUUAGUAAGUGGUUCGUAG
Molecule: messenger RNA, 2460 nt
Organism: Effrenium voratum
Lineage: Eukaryota; Dinophyceae; Suessiales; Symbiodiniaceae
Source: the annotation of a GenBank genome assembly